GGUUGAGUGUGUUUAAAUCAUGCUGUUUUACCCGUCAGUGCUGCGCCAUGGAGGCAGAACCCGCCUCUGCGAGAGAAAAGGAAAGUAGCAGUGACAAACUGUAAACGAUAGCAGAAGAAGACGAAGAAAAGAAGGGAAGGAGAAAGAAAAGCAGCACUCCCUCGUCUGUUCGCUUUACUCACUCACUUCCUCACCUCCCCCGUCUCUCUCUCUCUCUCUCUCUCUCUCUCUCUCCCUGCCCUUCACUCACUCUCUCCCUCUGUCUCUCCGUCGUUCACUUCAAGAAGAAAAAAAAAAAACCAUGAAGGAAAAGGAAGGCCACUUGGCCGGGCGCGUCGGAGUCGAGUGAAAGUUUGUGGAAGGAUAGAGGAAGCAGGAGGACGUGGAAGGGAAGGAAAGGCGCAAUUCAACCGCACUACGCGAAUGAAGCGAGCAUAUGGAGUCAUAAAGUGUAACCGACUGUAAGAGACUGGAAGCAGCUCGCCUGCUCGUUCAUGUGGGACUCCGAGCUGAGCGGCUCGCGCACACUCGCUCUCCUGCCUCUCUCCCCUCAACUUCGUGCAGUCAUCACCGGAGUCGGAAACUCGCGUCAGGUUCCCUCUCAGAAGUGUGCGUGAGUGUGUGAGCUGAGGAUCUGAGAGUGUGAGCUGAGGAUCUGAGUGUGGCUCUGAGGAAGACGAGGACAGGCUGUUGUUGCAGCCAUGGCCGGGGCGAAACCGGGAGUGCACGCGCUCCAGCUCAAACCGGUCUCCGUGCACGAGAUCCUCAAAGGGGGAAGCAAGUUUAUCAAAUGGGACGAGGAGCCCAACAGCGGCCAGCCCACUCUGGUCACCCUGAAAGUGGACCCUGAAGGAUUCUUCCUCUACUGGUCCAGUGGAUCAAACAUGGAGGCCGAGAUUGUGGACAUCAGCCAUAUCAGAGACACCAGAACGGGGAAGUUUGCCAAGAUACCAAAGGACUGGCGUGUGCGUGAAUGGCUGGGCUUUGGAAAAGGAGAGGGCAAUGUGGAGGCUAAGCUAGUAACAGUCGUCUACGGCAGCGACCUGGUCAACAUCAACUUCCUUAACUUCCAGGCCAUGCAGGAGGACAUUGCCAAGGUGUGGACUGAAGAGCUGUUUAAACUUGCUACAAACAUACUGUCCCAAAACGCCUCACGCAACACCUUCUUACUCAAGGCAUACACGAAGCUAACGCUGCAGGCAACCCAAGAUGGGAAAAUCCCACUAAAGAAUAUUUUAAAGAUGUUCUCUGACAAGAGGCGAGUGGAGACAGCGCUGGAGCAGUGCAACCUCAUGGCUAACAGGGCAGACGGGAUCAAGCUGGAGGAGUUCACCUGGGAAAAGUUCCAGAGCUUCUUGAACAACUUGUGCCUGAGGCCUGAGAUCGACCGCAUCUUCGUGGAGCUUGGCUCUAAAGGGAAGCCCUUUCUAUCCCUGGAUCAGAUGUUGGACUUCAUCAACCGUAAGCAAAGGGACUCACGGCUGAAUGAGGUGCUGUACCCACCUCUCAAGCGUGAGCAGGUACGACAGCUCAUGGAAAAAUACGAGGCUAACGCCCACCAGCUGGAAAGAGACCAGAUCUCUCUAAUGAGUUUCAGUAAAUAUCUGGGAGGAGAGGAAAAUGCAGUGGUUCCCCCUGAGAGGUUCGACAUCAUGGACGAUAUGAACCAACCGCUGUCUCAUUAUUUUAUCAACUCUUCGCACAACACCUACCUCACAGUGGGUCAGUUAACAGGUCUGUCCUCAGUGGAGAUGUACAGACAGGUUUUGCUCACCGGUUGCCGCUGUAUCGAGCUGGACUGCUGGAAAGGUCGUCCACCUGAUGAAGAGCCCAUUAUCACACAUGGCUUCACCAUGACAACCGAAAUCCCCUUCAAGGAGGUGAUUGAAGCCAUUGCCGAGAGUGCCUUUAAGACCUCUCCUUACCCCCUCAUCCUCUCCUUCGAGAAUCAUGUCGACUCCGCACGGCAGCAGGCUAAGAUGGCGGAAUACUGUCGUUCUAUAUUCGGUGAUGCAUUGCUCAUCGAUCCUUUAGAGAAAUACCCGCUGGUCCCAGGUCAGCCGUUGCCCAGUCCUCAGGAGCUGUUGGGGAAAAUCUUGAUAAAGAACAAGAAGAAACAUCACCACCGCACAGCUAACGGAGGCAGCGUCAGACGCAAGGAGGGAGCAGACGAGCAGGCCUCGUCUCUGAAUGAUUUGUGUUUAGAUGCUCCAUUGCCUGAAGUUGAGACAAGCCAGAUCAUGUCCAAUGGGGGUGAGAAGCUUGCAGAGAGAAUGGCCAAAGACAGUGACAUGCGGAAGUCCAUUGAUCGGGGAGAUGGAGAUAGUGAAGAAGAGGAGGAGGAAGAGCCAGUGACAGACCCCAAAAAGCACCAUUCAGAUGAGGGAACAGCGUACAGUGAAGUCAAUGCUACAGAAGAGAUGUCCACGCUGGUGAACUACAUUGAACCAGUCAAAUUCAAAUGUUUUGAAGCGGCAGCCAAAAGGAACAAGUAUUUUGAAAUGUCAUCCUUUGUGGAGACCAAAGGCAUGGAUACACUGAAGAAUUCCCCAAUUGAAUUUGUGGAAUACAAUAAGAAGCAGCUGAGUCGGAUCUAUCCCAAAGGCACACGCGUGGACUCCAGUAACUACAUGCCUCAGCUGUUCUGGAAUGUAGGCUGCCAGAUGGUGGCACUAAACUUCCAGACUCUUGAUCUGCCCAUGCAGCUGAACAUGGGUGUGUUCGAAUAUAACGGCCGCAGUGGCUACCUUCUCAAGCCUGAGUUCAUGAGGCGCACAGACAAACACUUUGACCCCUUCACUGAGAACAUAGUGGAUGGCAUCGUGGCUAACACUGUCAAGAUCAAGAUUGUGUCUGGUCAGUUUCUGACUGAUAAGAAGGUGGGUGUGUAUGUUGAGGUGGACAUGUUUGGACUGCCUACUGACACCAAGAGGAAGUACCGCACCAAAACCUCUAAUAACAACUCCAUGGACCCAGUUUGGGAAGAAGAGCCUUUCGUCUUUAUUAAGGUGGUGUUGCCCACACUAGCAUCACUGAGAGUAGCUGUCAUUGAAGAGAAUGGGAAGUUCAUAGGCCAUCGGAUCUUACCAGUGGUGGCUUUACGUCCAGGAUACCAUUACAUUAAUCUGAAGAAUGAGCUCAAUCAGCCACUCCUGCUUGCCUCUCUCCUUGUAUACACUGAAGUUCAGGACUACAUUCCCAAUGAGCACCAAGAGUAUGCUGAGGCUCUGACCAAUCCAAUCAAGCAUGUGCUGGAUCAGAGAGAGCGGCAGCUGGCUGUGUUCAUGGAGGACAACAACGAGGUCAGUAAGCGUGUCCACGUAAAGCCAGAUGAAGGAGAGAAACCAGAUUUCAACCCUCUAACUAAUGUUGAGUACACAUUCAGUUUGCCCUCACCGACCCUCCCACCUGUGGUGGCUGAGGUAUUGACUGCUCCAGCCCAGAAAGAAGACCUGGUCCUCAAUAUAUUAACAGUGAUAGAGCCGCAGUCCAUUGAAGAGCUGAAGCAGAAUAAGUCCUAUGUGAAGCUGUUGAAGAGACAGUGCAAAGAACUGAAGGAGCUCCGCAAGAAGCACCUCAAAAAGGUGUGGGCCCUCAGUAAGGAGCAGAAGAUGAGGUGUAACCAGCUGAACUCGGACAUCCAGAGACGCAAGAGUCAAGUGGAGAAAAAGCUGCGGCUCAGCGUGAAGAAAAAUGAGCCUGAGGAGCCUGUGAGGACUGAGCUGAGUGCUCUGCAGGUGGAGCUGGAGAAGCAGACAGUGCAGCUGAGAGAGUGGCAGAUGCAGGAGCUACUUGAACUGCGAAAGAAACAACACCAGCUGGAAAGAGAAAAGAAGUAUGCUCAUCUUGAAGAGUCGUUUAAGAAACUAAAAGUUGUUGCUGAGGAAUGCCAGAUAGCCCAGAUCAAGAAGCUCAAGGACAUAUGUGACAAAGAGAAGAAGGAGUUGCAGAAGAUUUUAGACAGAAAAAGGCAGAACAGCAUCAUUGAGGCCAAGAAGGGAGACAAAGAGAAGGCUGAGUCGGAAGUGAACGAGAUAAAUAAGAAACAUAUCCAGGACUCCGUGAACUCACUGCGCAAGUUGGAUGAAACUCAGGAGAAACGGCAGGAGAAGCUGAAGAACCAGCAGAGAGAAAUCUUACAGAAAAUAGACGAGGAGCAACCACUGCACCGGCUGCGUUUGGAGCGCGACUGUGACGCUGAGCUCGAGCGCUUACCAGAGGAGAUCUGCCGCUACCUGCAGGGCGAGCUAGAGAGCAAAGGCCUGCGCAGCGAUGCCCUGUUCAGCCAACUGCCCAACCACGACAGCGCAGGCUCGGGCCCACCCUCCAACUGCAGCACGCCCCCGUUCAACUCGCCCAAUCACAACUCGAGCCUGGACAACAGCACAGCCUCGCUGGGCACCUCCUCAUCCUCCAGCACCAUCACGUCCGAUUCAGAGCUUACGGCCAUCUAAUUCCUACCUUCUCACUCUGUCCUGUCAUGCUAUUUCUCUCACUGGAUUGUGGUGAUAGAAGUAGUAUUACUGAAAGGUGUUUAAAUGUUUUUAAAGGAUUUCAGCAAUGUUUUAUUUUUCACAUACCCCCUUUAAAGUCUGCACCUUUUUUAUUGUUUUUUUUUUUUUUUAAUUAAAGUUCUCUUGGAUUGUUCUUAUGCUUUAACCAUAAAAUAUAUACCCAUGUCUGUGUUAAGCACUUGUGGAAUGGAGGGAAAGCUUUUUUUUUUUUUUUAAACAAGAGAGACUAUUAUUUAUUUCUGUGGUAUGAUGGGAUGUGAGCUUUAACUGUAGUGCUCUGCAUUGUACUGCAGGUGGCAGUGUGGCUUUAGUGGUAGAGUGACUUUAGUGACUCGGCGAUACAAACGCAAGGCGUAAUCUGAAUGGUACUUGUUUACAUAAUAAUGCACAGAUGGGCAAUCCUAUAAGCCAGGCCAUCAUCUCUCCUCCCUAUGGGACUAUAAAGUUAAUUCCCACUGCAUAUUUCUGCAGCAUCCGAAACACAUCAUCGUAAUUGAUAUUGUGUGUGUGUGUGUGUGUGUGUGUGUGUGUGGAGCAAGAGAAACAUUACGGAGAUGAUGAAUAUUGUUUGUUUUCCAGUAAUGCAUAGUUCCCCCUCCCCCUGUCUCCCCUGUCCUCGUUUCUUCCCCCAUUACUCCAUCUAUAUGUGUCUCUCCUUCCCUACAGCUGUGUGUGUGGUGUGGCUUAAUCUAAUCCUUGCUCUAAUUCUGUGUGUAAUUGGUGUGCCAAUCCCAUGCACUGCACAUCCAAAACCACUACUGUUCAGGAAACUGGACAUGGUUUCUGAUGUUCAUGUCAACUAUUCACACUUUUGAUGUGCUAAAUCCUGGCGCUCGGUUUAAUAGAAUGUGAAGCUAUAAGAGUGUGUGGUAUCAGGGGUCAGGUGUAGCCAGAAUGAUAGCCAUGUUAGUAAACAUACAUGAAUGUGCAGUAUGUGUGUGUACUUUUACAGGGUUCAACUCAUUUUAGAAUUUUUAUGGUAUUCGUGUUUUAGGUUUGGUCUCAAAUGGAUGUCUGAUUUUUUCUGAACCCGUAGUUCAUCUUCAUUAUGUUUUCUUCUUCUUGCUGGCAAUUCAAGGAGGCUCCAGAGAGGGCAGGUCAGAUUUCUUCAUUGGCCUCUAUAAAUGAGGGCUCUGAAUCCGCCAAAUGACUUGUUAGAAUUGCACUUUUGAAUGGAGCGAGGUUGUUUAUCAUGAAUGGAAAAAAAAUAAACCAGUGGGCUAGAGAAUCGCAAAUGCAGCUUCAACACAGACAUGACAACGAGGGAUACAUCAAUCCAACAUGGGGAUGAUACUGGCUUGAACCUAUGGAUUAGUAUUGAAUCGGAUUUGACAUACUUCCCCAUCUGUUCCACUCAUAUUUAUACUGAUCACGCCCUGUCGUGUUUCACAUCACAUUGCAACAGAUUUUUUUUUUUUCAGAAAAUCAGCUUGUUACUUAGAGCAUGCAAGUAUCAGAUUGGUUAAAAAUUGAUGUGAAAAUGAAAAAUGGGAAGACCUCUGGAAAUUUUAAGCUAGCCAAAAAUAAUUUCUGACAAUACAUUGAUUACAAUCUGUCUCAUGCUAGUACAUGCUUUGCACAUAUUUUUCGCUUGCAUAGUAAAGCAAGUGUCUAGACUAAGUAGUCUUUCUAGCUGAGUCUCUAUUUCCAACCUGUGAGCACACUUUCAUUCCCCAACAUCCCUCCGUCUUUUCCUCUUUGUCCUCAGUGAUUUUCUCUUGCUUAGCAGAAACCAUGGAUGCGUUCUGACUCAUGGACACCUGGCCGAGCUCCAGUGUGCUCUCUAGGCUGACACUUCCACUUUUCCCACUGUACCAAAUGCAAAAACAAGCUGGUCCAUUGCUUUUUAAUCACAAUCUAAUAAGCACCUGUAACACAGUGACACGCUGAGUGUGAUAUUGGCCCUGAUGGAGCACUUGCACACUUCAUUAUGAGAGAAUGAUCAGACAUUGCAGCAUGUGUGAUUCUAAGCGGUGAUGUGCACAAUUAGUGUUAGUACCUAUUACCUGGUCCAUUUGACUGGGAUGGCAAAUUAUUGUUGAGUAAAUAAUGUGGCUAUAGGCAAAGCAGAGGUGCUAUUCUCUGAUCGGACAGCCGAGUUGGGACGGUGCAGGCAUUACCAGCUCACACUGAGAGGGAAAACUCUGAGAUUUUUUGUCUCAGCUUGUUGUAAAUUUAGCAGAAUAUAGGGUGUACACUGUGUGCGUGUGUGUACGUGUGUGUGAGAGAGAGAGUGUAUGAGGAUGCAUGCAGUGGAGCGCUUGAGCUCUACAGACCACCUGAGGUUUUAUCAUGUUAGUAUAGAGUGUUUAAAGCUUUAAAGUUCUAAACAGGAGCAAUGGUACUUCUUGUAAAUUGCUGUCUAAUGAUGUACGAUGAGGAUCAUUGUUGUACAUGUUGAUAAUAUCAAAAAAGACUUUGAUUUGUGUAUAUGAUAUGGUCGAGACAUGGGUCGUUAUGACAGAAUAGUGAAAUAUCAAUGAUUACAGUGUGUCUGGAUCAUAUUAAUCAGACGUACGUGGUUUUAUGUGUAUUCUACUACUGACUAGAGUCGGAGUUAAGGGUAAUGUCAGCUGUGUGUCUGUGUGCGUUCUUGUGCAUGUGUUUUUAUAUGUGAUUAGAACUUCAUGGGAUGUAAAAGAUGUCAGACAUCUAUGCGUUUGCCCCUGAGUUUCCACUGAGACACAUAUAUGCACACACACACACACACACUCUGAUCAUUUCCUCAACCCCUCAAACUGUCGUCUGCUGCCUGUCUGUCUGUCUAAGCAGAAAAACACCUCGUUAUGAGCACUCGAACAUGCUCAUUUAACAGUUUUAUUAUUUUGCUCAUUUAUCUCAAGUUGUAUGUGGCACAGCUGAUAUUCAUCCUUUAACUUGGUCCUCCCUUCACCUCACCUCUGUAUUUAACUAUGCUAGUGACACUAAAGUGAGCAUGUUUUUCUUACAAAGUGAGGACCUUGUAAAUCUUUUACAUUUUUAUAUUUUAUGACAGUUCCCUAAAAUCAUUCAUACUCAUAUUUACAUAUUUACCCAUGUCCUCAUUGGUGCACUUUUAUUUUAUUUUUAUUUUUUCACCUUUUAUGUAUUAGAAAGAUAUUACAAGCAGAUUUUUUUAUAUUGAUCCUUUAGAUCCAGGUACAGUAGUCGGUACAGUGUGCAAGUUAAAAUAUUUGAGUUUUAAUUUUGCCCAAUGAUUACUUUGUCUUUAAGAGAGAGCAGGGGUUGACUAAUACUGUGGCAUUAUUUCUAUUCGCUAAACAUGGAGUUUAGUGCCACAGCACAUUCAGCUUGUAUGGUGAAUAUAAACACUUUGCCAAGGGCUAAUUUUAUUUCGUCUCAAUUUGCAGCUUUAACCAAGUAUAUGUGGUAUUUGUCUUUCUGUCUUUCUGCUUUUCCCUCUCUCUCUUUCCAUUAUUACUUUCUUUCUGUAUCUUUCUUACUGAAACACUGUAUGUAGAGAAAGUACUGCUCUGCCUUGUGAAAGGGAAAAUCAUUACUCUGGAUGUAAUUUUUAUUGCCUCGAUAAAUGAUACACUUAACUGUACAUUCAAUAAAUAACAAAUUUUGUCAAGAUAUUUAGCA
Messenger RNA from Pangasianodon hypophthalmus (striped catfish), 8099 nucleotides. It is a transcript of the gene plcb3, whose product is annotated as phospholipase C, beta 3 (phosphatidylinositol-specific). The coding region runs from base 702 to 4454 and encodes 1250 amino acids. The record is from RefSeq and is a predicted model, not a curated record. Gene Ontology annotation, biological process: phosphatidylinositol-mediated signaling; lipid catabolic process. The transcript is spliced from 34 exons. Lineage: Eukaryota; Metazoa; Chordata; Actinopteri; Siluriformes; Pangasiidae. Gene Ontology annotation, molecular function: phosphatidylinositol-4,5-bisphosphate phospholipase C activity; calcium ion binding; calmodulin binding.